UUCCGUGAAAAAGUCCCUUCAAGAUUUUGAUAACAUGUCACUUGUCGAUUGUUGAAUGACUUUUGUGAUAUUUACGGAUUGACUGGAUCUACGUGGACACUUGCUGGACAACAGACGAGAUUGCAAAGAUGAAUGAGGCUGACAUUCCAAUUGAUAUUCACACGGGGAAGUUGCAGGAAUGGCUUGUAAGUCGACGAAUCGUCCCCAAACAGAUUCAAAUACAAGUUCGGGAUAUCCGAAGCAAGAUUGCCAAUGCUAUGAAGGAUAUGCCCGCGAAUGAGGAUUUAAUUAAAUUAUUGUCUGGAGCGCAUAUAAACUAUUUCCACUGUCAGCAAAUUAUUGAAAUCCUCAAGCACACUGAGAAGGACACGCGCAGUCUUUUUGGAACAUACGGUAGCCAACGUAUGAAAGAUUGGCAAGAGAUCAUUAAACUAUACGAACGAGAUAACGUCUAUUUGGGCGAAGCAGCUCAAAUACUCGUUCGAAAUCUAACUUAUGAGAUUCCUGGUAUUAAACGACAAAUCACCAAAUUCGAACAACAAAGCACCGAUGCUCUGAAACGCAUUCAAGACCUCGGUAAGACCGAGACUAUUCUGCUUCAUGAACAUGCAGCUUUAUGCCAACAGCUUGGUAUAAAAGGGGAUAAUCUAAAAGAUGAGUUAACGGCGAAAGUUAGAGAGCUUCCGAAAAUCUAUGACAGUUCGAUUAAGAAUAUCAAGACCUUAAAGGAUCCGAUCAAAUUAUACGAGGACUUCACAAAAAAUGAAAAUUGUCUUCCGAUUCUAAAGCAUUUGGUGGAAUUUGGAAACACUACGGUCUACCAGUAUAUGCACAAGGAAGCUCCGCUUGUCGUUGAGGAGCCGCCGAUUAAUUUGAAGUUGUCGCACGACGAAAAGAAAUCCACAGCCGCGAAAAAUGAUAACGAAAUCGAUUUCGGAUUCGAUGAUAUUACAGUGGAUACAAGUGGUGGGGGAAUUGAUUUUGGAACAGAUGAGAUUCAGCUGGAAACUGGCGACAUCGAUUGGGGCGAGUCAAUCGAGGUUUCAACUACUGACGUGGAUUUGGAUGUGCCUUUGGAUGACUAUGGAAUCGUCGUUGAAGGUGUGGGAAUGGACGGCGGAAAAGCUAAAGGUGCCGAAGCAUAUACAAUCCUUGACUCGCCGACUUAUCGUGAUCAAUUCAUUGAUGAGCUCUACGAACUCGAGUCCUUCCUGAAACUACGUAACUUUGAACUUGGUCAGUUAGAAUCCUCCAGUAACGUGCUUCUCUCCUUGAUGGAUAGUAUUUCAACUCAUGACGCUAAAAGCAUCGCAAAAAUGCUAGACAACGUUGAAUCCAUAAUUUCCGAUGUAUCAAACGAACAAACACAACAUUUAUUCCAAUUAAAACAUUCACCGAAAUAUGCAGAUCUACUUUCAUCUAAGCUAAAGCAAAAACUGGCAGCUGUUGAGAAAACAAAGACAACUUGCCAGGUCUUGAAGGCCAAAUCAGAAGAGCUGAAUGAGGAGAAGGUGAAAACGAAGCCUGUCCUUGACAAGAUGAUUGAACAAACGAAAGUGUUGGAGAAACAAAUUGAAAAAGAUAUUUCGAAGAGGUAUAAGAAUCGCGUUGUAAAUUUGAUGGGAGGAGCAAAUAUGUUGUAGUUGAUUGUAAAGCUGGAAUGUUGUAAAUAAAGUACCAGAUCUAAUUUUGUAAAAGUGCAAAUCGGAA
Molecule: messenger RNA, 1710 nt
Organism: Hermetia illucens (black soldier fly)
Lineage: Eukaryota; Metazoa; Arthropoda; Insecta; Diptera; Stratiomyidae
Product: CDK5RAP3-like protein
Exons: 4
Coding region: 129-1643 (504 amino acids)
Biological process (GO): regulation of cyclin-dependent protein serine/threonine kinase activity; regulation of mitotic cell cycle
Cellular component (GO): endomembrane system
Source: RefSeq, a predicted model, not a curated record